CCACGGGCAGGUUUUCAGACAAAGGAGCCCUGGCCAUCAGGGGACACCUCAGGUUUGGGCUGAGAUGUGUGCAGAGGGCCUGGGUCCUCCUGAGCCCCCACACUGGGGGGAAUCAGAGACAGGCCCAGCAAGAGGCUGUGUCCACUUCCUGUGGGUUGACAGCUGUGGGGACCCAGACAGGCGGCAGCAGGCUCUGACCUAACCACAUCCGCGCGUCUGUCUGUCCUGGAGGGUCGUGUGGUCUCCCGUCCCACAGCUGGAGCACGCAGAGCAGGCAUCAUGGUGUCCAUCCUCCCUGUUCUUCUGUGCCUCAGUCAGUGGUGGAGAGACGAGGGACAGGAGGGGCACUGGGCUGGGGUGAGGGGGCUCCCACAGCAGCCUUGUUCACUGGAGACCCUCAGGGGUCCAGUGGCUACUGGUGCUCCAGCAGGAAGGGAAGCAGUCACACCUCUGUCUUCCAAAUCCCCCACAGGAAACUCUCCUCCAUGGCUGAGUCUGGGCCAGAAUACCCGAGCACCUGCGGGGAUCCUCCCCAAACCCAGCCUCUGGGCUGAGCCAGGCUCUGUGAUCAGCUGGGGGAGCUCCGUGACCCUCUGGUGCCAGGGGACCCUGGAUACCCAGGGUUACCAUCUCACCAAGGAAGGAAGCACCAUGACCUGGCACCAACAGAGCCCACCAGAGCCCAGGAACAAGACCAACUUCUUCAUCCCAUCCAUGAGAGAGCACUAUGCAGGGACAUACCGCUGUCACUAUCUCAGCUCUGCAGGCUGGUCAGAGCUCAGUGACCCGCUGGAACUGGUGGUGACAGGAGCCUACAGAGAACCCACCCUCUCAGCCUUGCCGAGCCCUGUGGUGACCUCAGGAGAGAACGUGACCAUCCAGUGUAGCUCAAGGCUGGGAUUUCAGAGGUUCAUUUUGAUUGAGGAAGGAGAAAACAAGCUCUCCUGGAUGCUGGACUCACAGGAACUCUCCAACGGGCUGUUCCUGGCCCUGUUCGCUGUGGGACCUGUGGCCCCCAGUCACCGGUGGAUGUUCAGAUGCCAUGGAUAUUACAGGAACAUCACCCAGGUGUGGUCGGAACCCAGUGAUACCAUGGAGAUCCUGGUCUCAGGCGUGUCUAGGAAGCCCUCCCUCCUGACCCUGCAGGGCCCUGUCGUGGCCCCUGGAGAGACCCUGACCCUGCAGUGUCGCUCUGAUGUCGGCUACGACAGAUUUGCUCUGUACAAGGAGCAGGGACAUGACCUCCUCCAGCGCUCUGGCCGGCAGCCCCAGGCCGGGCUCUCCCAGGCCAACUUCACCCUGGGCCCUGUGAGGGUGUCCCACGGGGGCCAGUACAGAUGCUACGGUGCACACAACCUCUCCUCCGAGUGGUCGGCCCCCAGUGACCCCCUGGACAUCCUGAUCGCAGGACAGAUCCCUGACAGACCCUUCCUCUCAGUGCAGCCGGGCCCCACAGUAGCCUCAGGAAAGAACGUGACCCUGCUGUGUCAGUCACGGAGCCCGAUGGACACUUUCCUUCUGACCAAGGAGGGGGCAGCCCAUCACCUGCUGCGUCUGAGAUCAGAGCACCGAGCUCAGCAGCACCAGGCUGAAUUCCCCAUGGGUCCUGUGACCUCAGCCCACGCGGGGACCUACAGGUGCUACAGCUCACACAGAUUCUUCCCCUACCUGCUGUCUCACUCCAGUGACCCCCUGGAGCUCGUGGUCUCAGGAGGAGCUGAGACCCUCAGCCCGUCACAAAACCAGACAGACUCCAAGACUACCUCACACCCCCAGGAUUACACCGUGGAGAAUCUCAUCCGCAUGGCCGUGGCUGGCUUGGUCCUGGUGGUCCUUGGGAUUCUGCUGUUUUAGGAUUGGCACAGCCAAAGAAACUCCCAAGAUGCAACCAGGAGGUAAACACAAGAGAGAACAAUACACCCGUCAGAGUGCUAGAGCCUUGGCAAUGAAUCUGAUGGUCCCAAAAGGUUCUGAAAGAAAGUCUGGACCAUCAUUCGGGAAACUGUCUACUGAGAAGGUCGAGAAGAGGAGGUAUGGGUCAGGUGCAGGAAGAUAUCUGGGUGCCUGUAGAGAAUGCUUCCUCUAUUAAACCUCCAUUAAAUGGCGGUGAUUUCCAUCC
Messenger RNA from Macaca mulatta (Rhesus monkey), 2119 nucleotides. Lineage: Eukaryota; Metazoa; Chordata; Mammalia; Primates; Cercopithecidae. The record is from RefSeq and is a predicted model, not a curated record.